This is a messenger RNA of Daktulosphaira vitifoliae (grape phylloxera), 3520 nucleotides long. Its product is annotated as probable nuclear hormone receptor HR3. Bases 716 to 2800 code for a protein of 694 amino acids. Gene Ontology annotation, molecular function: nuclear receptor activity; RNA polymerase II cis-regulatory region sequence-specific DNA binding; zinc ion binding. The transcript has 9 exons. NCBI's taxonomy places the organism in Eukaryota, Metazoa, Arthropoda, Insecta, Hemiptera, Phylloxeridae. Gene Ontology annotation, cellular component: nucleus. The record is from RefSeq and is a predicted model, not a curated record. Gene Ontology annotation, biological process: regulation of transcription by RNA polymerase II.
CCUCGCUCAGUCAGUCACUCAGUCAACCACUCAGUCGGUGAGCCAUCCGCGUGUACAGGUGACUGCGUUCGUCCGUCACGUCGCGUUUGUUCGUCCGUCCGCAGUAUUUCGCCCGCAGUGUGUAUUGGUGUAAACUUCAUCCAUUUACUGUAGCGUGUUGAUACAAACUAACCAAUUACCUGAUAAUAUUUUUUAUUGUUUUUACAAAAAAUAAUUUUCUUAUUUUAAAGAGUACGACGCGGUCGUCUUUUGGAUAGUGUACGGACAUCGGUUUGACGUUAUUCCGCCCAUUUCUAGCGUAUGGAAUAAAAGUAAAUACAAGUAAAACAUAGCAUGUGCCCGUGACUUUUGUGCGCGAUAAUUAAAGAUACGUUUGUUGUUUUGUUUUCUUUACAAAGAUAACGGUAUCGCUGCCGUACGAAUCGUCCGUCGGGCUCAAUGCCCUCGUCCGACUGUAGUCGCUCGACAUCAGCUCCAUUAUUAUUGUUGUUUUUAUCGUCAUAAUAUAUUCGAGUGUGUAACAAAAAUUGUACGAGCGAAUAACGUUAAAAAAACUAAACAGUGUUAACAAGUUAGUUAUGACCGCUGAAGACGAAGAUCGAAAGUGACGGUAGAAAAAAUCUGCUGGUAUUAAAACGACGCCAUCAUCAAUCCUUCAACCCCUUUUUGGUUGGACGAUGUACAAACCGACGUGACGGCUGCUUCCCGACUUGACAUGUCUUCGCCGUCGUCGUCAUCGCCGUAUUAUUACGGUGGUAUUCACCAUGGUGGCGGCGGUGGUGUUGCUAACACGUCCGGCGUUGCUGCUGGAGUUCCCGAAGGAGCUACUCAGCUCCAGUGCUGUUCGCCCCCGCCCACCACCCCGAUGGGGUCCAACGGGGCCCUGAGAAAAGCACAAAUAGAAAUUAUACCAUGCAAGGUAUGCGGCGACAAGUCCAGUGGAGUUCACUACGGCGUGAUAACGUGCGAAGGAUGCAAAGGGUUCUUCCGGCGGUCACAGUCUUCCGUGGUCAACUACCAGUGUCCGAGGAACAAAAACUGCGUGGUCGACCGAGUCAACAGAAACCGGUGUCAGUACUGCAGAUUGCAGAAAUGCCUGCGACUGGGCAUGUCCAGAGACGCCGUUAAAUUCGGACGUAUGUCUAAGAAACAGAGGGAAAAGGUAGAGGACGAAGUGCGGUUCCAUAGACAACAACAACGUUCCUCGGCAGCUGCGGCCGCGGCCGCAGCUGUAGCAGUUGCUGCAGCCGACUGUUGUUCGACGACCACGCCGAUAGGCGGAGGCGGUACGCCUGCGGUGGCCGCCGAUUCGUCGGUAUUCGACCACGACCAGCAACAACAACAGUCGCAAAUGCCGUCUAGUACCGCAGACCACGGCAACGGCCUGCACGGCCACAUGCAACACCAUCAUCAACAACAACACCACCACACGCACCUUUCACAACAUCAACAUCAACACCAUCAACCACAACCACACCAUCUCGGUCUCAAUCAAUUUAACGGUACCAAUAAUGUGGCGUAUACAGCGGUAGCGGCUGCCGCCGCUGCAGUGGCCGCAGCUGCCGCAGUGGGUGGAGGUAACGGAGGAUCAGGCGAAAACAAUGGAGUGUACGGAUACAACGGAGGAAGUACGGGCAGCGGAGGAAACAACUCGUCUGCCGCAGCCCUAAUGGUGGACGCGUUCAACGUGCAAUACGCCAUCGCAGCGGCCACAUCAACAGCAGCCGCGGGCGGACCGCCGCCUUAUGAUAACACUAACAAUCACGUGGCCGAUAGCACCACUCCCGGGGCUGGCGGAGGACCAACGUCCAGCAGUACGCCGUCGUCGGCUUCGUCCACUUUUGGCGAACCUCUGAUAGGAGGCGGUAGCAUGGAAGUGUCGUCGGUGGCCGCGGUCGUAGCAGGAGGACCAGAUAACGGAAUGAUGAACCAUACGAAUGUAUCAAACGUAUUGCCUUCGGAUGCCGCUCAGAUCAGCGAACUUCUAAGCAAAACAAUAGCCGACGCCCACGCCCGCACGUGUUUCUUUACUCUGGACCAGAUACACGACGGCAUGUACAGAACAGCCUUGGCGAUGGCCAACAACAAGAACGGUGGCGGCAACGUGGCCAACGACAAAGUGCACUACUACAAGACUAUGGCACACGAAGAGCUAUGGUUAGAAUGUGCUCAAAAACUUACUGCGGUCAUUCAGCAGAUCAUUGAAUUCGCAAAGAUGGUACCAGGCUUUAUGAAACUGUCACAAGAUGAUCAGAUUGUGUUGCUAAAAGCAGGUAGCUUCGAGUUGGCCGUGUUGAGGAUGUCGAGGCAUUACGAUUUGCACAGAGAUUGCGUGUACUAUGCCGACUCUCUGCUGCCAGCAGACGCCUUUUACACUCAAGACCCAAUAGAAACACGUCUGGUGACAUUGGCGUUUGAGGUCAGCAGAGCCGUUGCUUCGCUUAAACUCACAGAAACCGAACUGGCUCUGUACUCGGCCGUGGUGUUAUUAUCGCCUGACCGACAAGGACUCAAGGGAAUCAUGGAAAUCUCUCGACUAAGACAAGCCAUAUUGAGAGCCCUUCGCAUGGAACUCGACCAUAGAACCAACAACAACAAUGUCGGGUCUGUUGGUGAACAACAGUCUCAGCAUUUGCAUAACAGCCAACAGAACCAAGUAUGCGAUGCUCUUAUACAGAAAAUUCCUUCACUCAGACAAUUGGGACAACUGCACAUGGAAGCUUUGGCCAAAUUAAAAAGAGCGGCACCUCAUCUAGAGUUCCCGGCAUUACACAAAGAACUAUUCUCAGUGGAUAGUUGAUCAUCAACUGAUGAAAUCUCUGCAGGGGUUUAAAAACAACUUUUAAAUUAAUGAUUAAUAAACUUUGCAAAUAGUGCCCUCGGCUAUUAUAGAAACGCAUUAAAAUAACAUAUUAUAUUAGAAUAAAGUGUAAUACACUAAAUUCAUAUAAUGAUCACUUACACAACUAAUAUUAAUAAUUGAAUACACACUCACUCAUGAAAUUAGCUUUUUAGCGAUUAAAGAAGUGUUUUGUGUGCGAUCGGGUACUCUAAAUUAUGUAUUUACUAUUUGGCGUGGUCUUCAAUGUUGUUGUUAUUAUUGUAUAGAUGUAAGAGUUGUUCCAAAAUCAGUGGAAUGAUAUACAUAACAUGUAGCAAUUUUAAAAAAUAUUUUAUUGUAAUGAAUUAAAUUGUUUUUGUUGGCUUUAUUGUACCACGAUAAUAAAUUGUAAUUCUAUAAUAUCUCCAAUGAUCUAAAAUUGAUGUUGUACAAGUACUACAAAUUAAUUAACAAUUAUAUUUUUUGUAAUGUAAAGAUAUUUUAUGCACAUUUGUUGUACAUAAAGAUGACCACAAAAUAUUUUAUGUAUAGCGCUGGAUAACAUGAAAAUGGUGAUGAUAAAUAUUUUAUUUUAUUAGAGACCGACAGUUUAACUGGUCGUUUAAUUGAUGUAUUUUAAAUUAGUAUUUAAUAUUCAUAUUGCUUAUUAAUAAAUACUAUAAUUAUUGUUGUCCAUCA